UUAGUUUGGAUUUAGGCUCCAAAGUUGUCUGAGGGUUCUAACAUGAUGGGAAAAACCAUACAACUUGUUUUCUCUCUCUUCUUUUUCUUUAUAGUUAUUACAAUAAUUUCCUUGAGAGGAACGGCCAUGGCACAGAGCACAACAAACAUAACAACAGUCCAAGUAAAGGUAGGAGUGGUUCUUGACAUGAACACUUGGGUUGGUAAGAUGGGUUUGAAGGGUAUCUCCAUGGCACUCUCUGACUUGUAUUCAUCUCAUGUUCAUUACAAAACCAGACUGGAGCUCCACGUCAGGGAUUCUAAGGAUAAUGUUGUUGGUGCAGCUGCAACAGCUGUGGAACUACUGAAAACAGAACAAGUGAAGGCCAUCGUUGGGCCAUUGACAUCCAUGCAAGCAAAUUUUCUAAUUCAUCUUGGAGAAGAAGCUCAUGUCCCCAUUAUUUCAUUCUCUGCAACAAGUCCUUCACUCUCUUAUUGUAACGCCCUCAAAAUAAAAUUUGAUGUUGUGGUUGGAGAUGUUACUAUUAGGGAAAACAGAUCCAAUUACGUGGACUUUACAUUCCCAUACACUGAAUCUGGUGUGACAAUGAUUGUGCCUUUUAAAGACAAGAAGAAUUACAAAAGUGCAUGGGUUUUUUUGAAGCCAUUGACUUGGGAUCUAUGGGUGACAAGUAUUUGUUUCUUUGUGUUCAUUGGUUUUGUGAUUUUGAUCCUUGAACGUCAAAUUAAUGAAGAUUUUAAUGGGACUCUUCUGCAACAAGUUAGCAACAGUGUCUGGUUCUCUUUCUCAGCCAUGGUUUUCUCUCACAAGGAGAAAGUAGUAAGUAACUUGGCGAGGUUUGUGGUGAUCAUAUGGUGUUUCGUGGUGUUAAUUCUGACUCAAAGUUACACAGCUAGCUUAACCUCACUGUUGACAGUUCAUCAACUUGAACCAUCUAUUACUGAUGUGCAAGAGCUUAUAAAUAAAGGGCAAUCAGUUGGUUAUCCAAAAGUCUCAUUUAUUCAUGAUAUCUUGAAACGAAUGAAUUUCAAUGAUUCUCAGCUUAAGGGCUAUAAUCCGUGGAAGGAAUUGGAUGCCGCUCUCUCGAAUCGAAGUAUAGUUGUAGCUUUCGAUGAAAUUCCUUACUUGAAACUCUUUACUGGAAGACAUUGCUCAAAAUAUACCAUGGUUGCACCAACCCACAAGACUGGCGGCUUUGGCUUUGCAUUUCAUAAAGGUUCCCAUUUAGUACGUGAUGUGUCAAUAGCAAUCUUGCAUGUGAUUGAAGAAGAUAAAAUGUCAGAAAUUGAAAAAAAGUGGUUGCAGAAUAACAGUUGUCCAGACUCUAGCAGUACGGUGUCUUCCAGUAGCCUGAGUGUCCAUAGUUUUUGGGGACUAUUUCUCAUAGUUGGAGUUGCUGCUUCUUUUGCUCUCAUUAUAUUUAUGGCUAUGUUGGCUUAUGAGCACAGGAGUUUCUUGGUGCACUUGGAUCUCAAAUAUUUGUGGAGGAAGUACAUUCUCAAGCAUGAAGACACUGUCACUGCCAUUGACACUCACCAAGAUCAGGCAAGUCCAUCAUCAUCACCCUUGUCAAUCGCUCCAUCACCACCUACUCAACACUCUCCCGCUCGAUCAACUGUUUCAGAUGACACCGAUGAGGCUUUUACUCAUUUUGAAGAAGAAGUGGCCGAAUCUCAAAACCCAAGACACUAAGAAAUCAUUAUUUAUAUCACAAAUGAAAAUAGUUGAUGAAUUAUUGUGUAUUACCAAUCUGAAAAAAAAAUUAAA
Camellia sinensis is the source of this 1767-nucleotide messenger RNA. The record is from RefSeq and is a predicted model, not a curated record. Lineage: Eukaryota; Viridiplantae; Streptophyta; Magnoliopsida; Ericales; Theaceae.